Molecule: messenger RNA, 2571 nt
Organism: Engraulis encrasicolus (European anchovy)
Lineage: Eukaryota; Metazoa; Chordata; Actinopteri; Clupeiformes; Engraulidae
Product: discoidin, CUB and LCCL domain-containing protein 1
Exons: 15
Coding region: 80-2089 (669 amino acids)
Cellular component (GO): plasma membrane
Molecular function (GO): signaling receptor activity
Source: RefSeq, a predicted model, not a curated record
UGCCGAAACUUUGCGAUGUAACUGUCCCCGAUGGCUUAAAAGCUAAGCGUUCAACAGCACAUAUUCCUCCGAGGGAAUCAUGCGCCCAUGUCUUGGAAACAUUUGGGAUGCCGUGGAGUCGCUAUCCUUUUUCUGGCUCUUGCUAAAUACCGAGACGCUCCUGGUGAGAGGACAAGAUGGUAGUGGCUGCGGACACACGGUGCUGGGUACGAAGAGCGGCACUCUGACCUCCCUGAACUACCCUGGCACGUACCCCAACCACACGCAGUGCGACUGGAGGAUACAGGUGCCCCAGGGCAGGACCCUGCGCCUCUUCUUUGGGGACUUCAACCUGGAGCCUAGCGAGGGGUGCCGGGCAGGGUCCCUCACCAUCGCAGACGCCAAAGGAAGCGUUAUAUGGGGCCCAGUAUGUGAGCAUUUGGACGCCGCUGGCAGGAACGUGACGGUGAGCAGCAGCGAGGUGACAGUGCGCUUCGUCUCCGGCACGCACCGCUCCGGACGAGGCUUCCUGCUUUCCUACUCCACCAAUGAGCAUCCAGAUCUCAUUUCAUGUCUACACAAAGGGACCCACUUUUCUGCAGAGCGCUUCAGUGUGUUCUGCCCUGCGGGAUGUAGGGACGUGAAAGGAGACAUCUGGGGACAGGUGGAGCCGGGAUACAGGGAUACAUCAGUACUGUGUAAAGCUGCGGUGCAUGCUGGCGUGCUGUCCGACAGCCAGGGGGGUCAGCUGCGGGUCUUACUGGAGCGAGGCAUCACCCUCUAUGAAGCCAGCUUCGCCAAUGGAGUCCUCUCCAAGACGGGCUCGCUAUCAGAUAAGAGGCUGGUGUUCGCCAAAGACUGCAGCAGGCAGCUGGCAGUGUCGGCGUACAACAUGUCCACGGUGUGGGAGGACACGGAUGGUCUGGGCCGGAGCCUGUCCUGGAUGCCCGGCGCCAGCGACCCCACGGGGAAGCCCCUGCAGUGGGCCGCAGAAGCCACCGACACCCAGCCCUGGCUGGAGGUGGAGCUCCGGGAGAGGAGCACCGUCACAGGAAUAGUUACAAAAGGAACAUCCAGAUUCUACAUGGAGUCUUAUGUGCUGAUGUACAGCAAAGACGGCAAGAGCUGGAAGUCCUACAAGACUGCACCAAAUAAAGACAAGAAGGUGUUUGAGGCCCACUCUGACGGGCAUGUGGCGGUGCUCAACAGCCUCUUCCCCCCGGUGGUGGCGCGUUACCUGCUGCUGCGCCCGCUUGCCUGGCACCAGAGGGCCUCGGCAGGGGUACAGGUGCUGGGCUGCCCCAUAACGGCCCGUGGACGCUCAGCGAACCCCAAUAUGCUGCCUCUACCAACAGAGAGACUGCCUUCAGAGCCCAAUACCACCAAGAGCCCAGUGCUAGUCGAAACAUCGGACCAGAGCUCUGGCCAGCCAAUGGUGGUGGCGGUGGGCGUCGUCCUAGGGCUGCUGCUCUGUGUGGGCUGCUUACUGGCAGGCCUCUGGUGGAGGAAGAGAAGGAGACCAACUCAGCUGAAGAAGUGCUCUCUGGAUAAAGAAGACCAGAGCUUCCACAUUAAGACUCUUCCUGCUGUGGAUUCGGAGUUGCUGGCCUACCCUCUUACCCGCAACGUCCACGAUGCUCUACCCAACCCUCCCCUCAAUGACUAUGCAGAGCCUGACGUGCUGUGUAGCGGUGGCUCCAAGCUCGGCUCCACCUUCCGCCCCCUGCUGGACGAAGGCUACACUACGCCGUUCGCCCACAACCACUACGACACCCCGGGGCGGCUACCCGAAUACGCCGAACCCUUACCCCCUGAGCCCGAGUACGCCACCCCCUUUGGAGAGCCCCCGCUGGACCCCUCUCUGCCGCCACCUCUGGCCAUAUCGCAGAACAGCAUGCACCUGGCGUCGGCAACAUCGCCGCAUGGCCUGAAGAUCGUGCCGGGAAUGGCACGCUACGACAGCCCGCCACAGAAAGGACUCCAGCUAGCAGGCGGCUACUGCAGCCCGACAUCGCUGGCCAGCGGGCCCCAGCGGAGGGACAGUGUGGUGUAUGCUGAACCACAGCCUAUAGAGUCACUGCUGAAACACACCUACCAUGAGCCACUCUGACCCUAAACACACACACACACACAUACACACACAUACACACCAAAAACACCUUUGAGACAACAACAAGUGAGGGAGUUGCAUGGGGCAGGCAUGGGCAGGCAGACAGGCAGGCACACUCCCACACACCAAUAGUGGACGGACUUGGCGAGUGUUGGUGGUGCUUGAGGCUACAAACACACCACACAUGAAGAGCAAAUAACAGAGAGAGAGAGAGAGAGAGAGAGAGAGAGAGAGAGAGAGAGAGAGAGAGAGAGAGAGAGAGAGAGACCCCACCGCAAGGGAGGACGAGAGAGAGAGAGUGAGAGAGAGAGAGAGAGAGAGAGAGAGAGAGAGAGAGAGAGAGAGAGAGAGAGAGAGAGAGAGAGAGAGAGAGAAGAAGGUGAACCCUACCACACUGUGAUGGCUGCCCUGAAGUACUAGGCCACGUAGACUGCUUGACACCUACAUUUACCUGUGGGCUUAAUAAAGCAACUCUACUCUUU